This is a messenger RNA of Bactrocera tryoni, 1003 nucleotides long. RefSeq lists its product as uncharacterized. The coding region runs from base 112 to 819 and encodes 235 amino acids. Gene Ontology annotation, biological process: positive regulation of DNA-templated transcription. The record is from RefSeq and is a predicted model, not a curated record. NCBI's taxonomy places the organism in Eukaryota, Metazoa, Arthropoda, Insecta, Diptera, Tephritidae. Gene Ontology annotation, cellular component: nuclear body. The transcript has 3 exons.
GCUGCCAUCUCCAAAAUGCUCAAGAAUGUGUGUUUACAGCUUCAAAGUGCAAUAAACUAAACAAACAAAUAAAGUGAAAAAAUUUAGUGUAAUAAUUUUGCAAAAGUGAAAAUGGCAAGUGGGGAUAUUGUUAUGAAAAAAAAGCGGGUAGUGUGGAACGAGGCUGCCGAAACCGAUUUAGUACAGUUGUGGCAAGAAAAAAUGCUAAAAUUUCAAUCAACUAGAAAGAAUAGCCACAUUUACGAAGAGAUGUCCAGAGAAAUGAACACAGCUGGCCACAAUUAUACGGCCACAGAAAUAAAAAUUAAAAUGCAUAAUUUUACUAACAAAUACAAGAAAGAGAAACGGAAAGUUGGUGUAUUCGGUGGCUCGUCUUCGGCUUGGAAGCAUUAUGCUGCGGUCCACCAAGCGAUAGGUGGCUACAAAAGCUUCUGCUCCGACGAGCUUGUCGAGGACAGCAUUAUGGUGGAUACUGACGAAAUAGGGUCAUUUCCUGUAGAGGUUAAAAACGAAGCAGAAUCGUCACUUUCGAGUCUUGGCGAACCACCGAGUCCAAUCGAAUCUCCGAAUCCAUUCGCUCCUCGGAGUCCUGCCGCAUCGUCUUCCGACCCUUCCAAUCUCCCCUCAUCCAGAGACGCUAGAAAAAUUAAAAAGAAAACAGCAGUGUCAGUAAUGGAGGAAAUGAGAAAGGAUUUUUUGAAGGCGACUCAGGCGAUGAAUGAUGCCGAUGAAAAACGGCUACUUAUUUUAGAAAAAUAUGCCAAAGACAUUAGCGAGAUGAAGGAUGCUUUCAUCGACUUCCUUCGCCGCCAAAAUUAGUUUUAAAGACUGUUUUAUGUUAAUUUUUAUAAGCAUUUUUCAUUUUAUGUAUAAUUUUUUUGAGCGCUCUUAUGUGUAGUUUACUCAUAAGCCAUAGUAUUAUAAAACUACAAAUAUAUACAUAUGUAUGUAGGGGUUCAAAAAUAUUUCAAAGAUGAAUGCAACCACUUACCGAAAUAUGAAA